AUGAAUGCAUGGGCGAUAUGGGUUCUGCUAGCUGCCUUGGCGGCAGCGGGUCCAGAUCACGCCAAGAAUGAAGUGGAAGAGCUGUUCGCCAGGGCGAAACAACGAAUAAAUGACGUGGGCAGGAAAGAUAUUCAGAUGAAAAAUGUGGGCACUACUUCUUCUCCGGUACCAGCACCAAUUCCACUGCCUCCGAAUGACAUCACAGCGGAGGGUCAAGACGUGAAAGAGAUGAAAAAUGUGGGCACUACUUCUUCUCCGGUACCAGCACCAAUUCCACUGCCUCCGAAUGACAUCACAGCGGAGGGCCAAGUCGUGAAACGGCUUCAAAAUCCAUCCGCUACAGGGCCGAGUACAGUCGAUUUGCCGGAACAUUCCGCGUCACGCAGAUUCUUUAUGAUACCUACGAGCUACGGUACGACAAGUCCCGCGGUGAGCCAUUCCACGCCCUAUGCUAAGGCAUUUGCACAGGAGCUGGGAGAGGAUCCCUUGAUCAGAUGGCUAGUUCAAUUCGCCCAGCACCUCUAUGAAAACAUCUGGUUGCCCGUGUCGGAAAACGAUGUGGCAAAAGAGGUCUUAGCAGCGCUGAUACAGAAGGCCGUGGAGGUCUGCUUGGGGCGACCGAAGCGGCAGUUACAAGACCACAGCACCGUUGGCAUCUGGCGCGUAGCCUACACCGGCGCAGUAAUUUUUGUGUACACUUGUGUGAUCAUCACUUUCUACGUGUUCUUAAUCACUAUCUUCGGAGCUGUCUUGAAUAUUAUCGCUUUGUCCUUGUUUUUGCACGAGCACGUGUGGUGUCCCCUGCUCGCGGCAUCACGCCGACCAGCAGCCAUUGCCCGUGUGGGCGCA
Mesorhabditis spiculigera is the source of this 849-nucleotide messenger RNA. Lineage: Eukaryota; Metazoa; Nematoda; Chromadorea; Rhabditida; Rhabditidae. The record is from the annotation of a GenBank genome assembly.